UCUAAAAACUGGAGCAGUCUUAACUACAAAUCCCAGGAUGCAUUAUUGGGUACAUGACUUCCUUCUGCACAAAGGUCUUAAGUUUGUUGUGCGCAGUGCAGUGUGAUUUGGAGGACGCCAUCACUUUGCCGCUCUAAAGUUCAAUUAUGGGUCGACUUGAUGGGAAGGUCAUCAUCCUGACAGCCGCUGCUCAGGGGAUCGGCCGGGCAGCUGCCUUGGCUUUUGCAAGAGAAGGUGCCAAAGUCAUAGCCACAGAUAUCAAUGAGUCCAAACUUCAGGAACUGGAAAACUACCCAGGUAUUCAAACUCGGGUCCUUGAUGUCACAAAGAAGAAACAAAUUGAUGAGUUCGCCAAUGACAUUGAGAGGCUUGAUGUUCUCUUUAAUGUUGCUGGUUUCGUCCAUCACGGAACCAUCCUGGACUGUGAGGAGAAAGACUGGGACUUCUCAAUGAAUCUCAACGUCCGCAGCAUGUACCUGAUGAUCAAGGCAUUUCUUCCUAAAAUGCUUGCUCAGAAAUCUGGCAACAUUAUCAACAUGUCCUCUGUGGCUUCCAGCAUCAAAGGAGUUGUGAACAGGUGUGUGUACAGUGCAACCAAGGCAGCUGUAAUUGGCCUCACAAAGUCCGUGGCUGCAGACUUCAUCCAGCAAGGCAUUCGGUGCAACUGUGUGUGUCCAGGUACCGUUGAUACCCCCUCUCUGCAAGAAAGAAUACAAGCUAGACCAAAUCCUGAAGAGGCACUGAGCGAUUUUCUAAAGAGACAGAAAACAGGAAGAUUUGCAACCGCAGAAGAAGUAGCCCUGCUCUGCGUGUACUUGGCCUCUGAUGAAUCUGCCUACGUAACAGGUAAUCCUGUUGUCAUUGAUGGAGGCUGGAGCUUGUGAUUUCAGGAUCUCCUUGCCUGGGAAGGCAGUCACUUCCUGUCCACAGUGAACCGGUUAUGAAGAACAGUCACCCAUCCUCUCUGCUAUCAAUGGCAUAUUAAUGAAAACAAGACCUUUUUGAGGAUGUCGUUGCUCAGAGAAUUCUGAUUCUUUAAAUAUAUUACUCUCUUUCUAAUCUCUUCGGAAAUCAUUGUAUCUACAAUCUAGGUGGGAUAAUGAACUUACUGCAAAAAGAAUAUUUUAAAAAUAAAUUUCAAUUUGUAAGCAUAUACAAUUAAGAUGUGAAUAUGAAGAAAAAAGGAAUUUUUUAAAGUAUUCUUUUUUUAGUGAUUUUUAUUUUUUCCAUUGUAGUUUGUUUACAGUGUUCUAUCAGUUUUCUACUGUACAGCAAAGUGACCCAGUCGCACACACACACACACACACACACACAUAUAUAUGUAUAUAUAUAUAUAUACAUUCUUUUUCUCACAUUAUCCUCCAUCAUGUUCCAUCAUAAGUACCUAGAUAUAGUUCCCUGUGCUAUACAGCAGGAUCUCAUUGCUUAUCCACUCUAAAUGCAAUAGUUUGCAUCUUUUAACCCCAGACUCUCAGUGCAUCCCACUCCCUCCUCCUCCCCCUCAGCAACCACAAGUCUGUUCUCCAACUCCAUGAGUUUCUUUUCUGUGGGAAGGUUCAUUUGUGCGGUAUAUUACAUUCCAGCUAGUUUCCAAUACUCAAAUAUUUUUGUACAAUUUUGCAUUGGUAUGUAUGUGGAUACUAAUUUUUAAAUUUUACACCACUAUAAAUGAACACCAGGAGUUCCCACUGUGCAGCAGGUUAAGGAUCCCACAUUGUCUCUGUGACAGUGUGGGUUCAGUCUUCAGCCUGGCCCAGUGGGUUAAGGAUGUAACCUUGCUGCAGCAUAGGUCACAGCUGUGGUUUGGAUUCAAUCCCUGGCCCAGAAACUUCCAUAUGUCAUGGGUGUGGUCAUAAAAAAAAAUAAUAAUAAUAAUAAAAAUAGGAGUUCCCAUUAUGGCUCAGGGGGUCAAGAACUCAACUAGUAUCCAUGACAAUUCAGAUUUAAUCCCUGGCCUCGCUCAAUGGGUUAAGAAUCCAGUGUUGCCAUGUAGGUCAAGGAUGCAGCUCAGAUCUGACAUUGCUGUGGCUGUGGUAUAGGCUGGUGGCUGAAGCUGAGAUUGGACCCCUAGCUUGGGAACUUCCAUAUGCUUUUGGUGCAGCCCUAAAAAAGACAUUCGAAUAAUAAUAACUUUUUUAAAAAAUGAACACCCAAGGCAGGAAGGUGCUUGGUUUCAAUAACUUACAUUAAAAGGAAUUUAGAUUCAGAACUAUUGUUGAUCUGUUAUAUAAAAGAAAUAUAAUCAUCAGAUGUUUAUACUUAAUGUAUGUCAUCACUUAUAACCAAGUACUAUUUUGUUAGUCUAAAAAAUCUGUAUUAAAAUAAGCAAUAUUUGACAUGGGCAUAAUAAACAUAGUUAACUAAACUGCAGUAUUGUCAGUUUGAGAGAUACUUUACAGACUAAGUAUAGAUUUCUUCAUCAAAUUCCAAGAUAACAGGCAAGAGAACAUGAAAUUUAGAAAUAAUCUCUGGAUAAGUAAACAGAAAUGAAUUAUAUAACAAGAAACAAGAGUUUCAAUAAAAACUUUAAAUUCAUAGAUGAUAAUUCUAGACUCAGAAUCAGAAAAUUAUCUAUAACAGAUUACUAGGGAGAAGGUUUUUCUUUUUGUUUUAGGGUUUUAUGUUUGCUUUUUCUUUGUUGUUACCUCAAAAGACCAAGUGACUUAAUGCACAUAUAGAUAAUAAAUGAGCAGUUCCUCAA
Messenger RNA from Sus scrofa (pig), 2701 nucleotides. RefSeq names its product 3-hydroxybutyrate dehydrogenase 2 (gene BDH2). Lineage: Eukaryota; Metazoa; Chordata; Mammalia; Artiodactyla; Suidae. Gene Ontology annotation, biological process: siderophore biosynthetic process. Gene Ontology annotation, molecular function: 3-hydroxybutyrate dehydrogenase activity. The record is from RefSeq and is a predicted model, not a curated record. Gene Ontology annotation, cellular component: cytoplasm.